Molecule: messenger RNA, 1029 nt
Organism: Drosophila bipectinata
Lineage: Eukaryota; Metazoa; Arthropoda; Insecta; Diptera; Drosophilidae
Gene: Prosbeta5
Product: Proteasome beta5 subunit
Cellular component (GO): proteasome core complex
Molecular function (GO): threonine-type endopeptidase activity
Source: RefSeq, a predicted model, not a curated record
UCGAACUAUCUGGCAAUACCCAGCCGAAUUUUGUUUGUCAUCCGCAUUUAGCAUCCGAGUUUUUCAAUUCUGAAUUUACAAUUUAACAAUGGCACUGGCAGAAAUUUGCAAGAUUAACAAUGCGCCAUACAUGAGGCGUACAGCUUGGGACCUAAGUGAGGUGGAGGAGGACCUUAAAGCCCAUACCAGCAACUUGGCCAACCCCUAUGCACUCGCAGCUCCUCCAUUCGAGAACCCCAUGCACAACCUGAACCUCAUCCAAGCCAACGCUGACAAGACCGGCAUCAAAAUCGACUUCGACCACGGUACCACAACACUUGGAUUCAAAUACAAGGGUGGAGUUAUCCUGGCUGUGGACUCCCGAGCCACCGGUGGUCAGUACAUUGGCUCGCAGACGAUGAAGAAGAUUGUUGAGAUCAACCAAUUCCUACUGGGAACUUUGGCCGGUGGAGCCGCCGACUGUGUCUACUGGGACCGAGUUCUGUCCAAGGAAUGUCGCCUGCACGAGUUGCGCAACAAGGAGCGUAUUUCUGUGGCCGCCGCUAGCAAGAUCAUGGCUAAUAUUGCUCACGAGUAUAAGGGCAUGGGCCUGAGCAUGGGUAUGAUGCUGGCAGGCUAUGACAAGCGUGGUCCUGGAUUGUACUACGUAGAUUCCGAAGGCUCCCGCACUCCAGGUAAUCUGUUUUCCGUGGGAAGCGGUUCGCUCUUUGCCUAUGGUGUCUUGGACUCUGGAUACCACUGGGAUCUGGAGGAUGAUGUCGCUCAGGAGCUGGGACGACGUGCUAUCUACCAUGCCACCUUCAGGGAUGCUUACUCGGGAGGCAUCAUUCGUGUCUACCACAUGACUCCGAAUGGGUGGAUUAAAAUCUCCGAGACCGAUUGCAUGGAGUUGCAUUACAAGUACGAGGAGCAGAAAGCCAAAGCUGUUGCUGCUCAAUAGGGUGUGGAUUUAAUUAUUACUGGAUAUAAGAUAUGCAAUCAAACUAAGUUUGUAUUUCCCUGAAAAAAUAAAGAUGUGCUUUUGUGGUA